CUUCCUCGUAAUUUCUUGCUCAUUUUAAAGCCCACCAAGCACACUCACAAUCCUGUACUAUUACUUUGUGAGACCAACAAAUCAACUCCAAAAAUUAAAUAAAAGAAAUCACUUUUUUCUCUCAAAAUUCUCUAUCUCAUCAUCGGUCAAACAUAUCGAUGAAGGUCACCGCCGACUCUUGUCUCGGCGCUGAUGAAACGGCGUGGCCGCCUGGGUUCAGGUUUCACCCGACAGACGAGGAGCUUGUGCUUUACUACUUGAAGAAGAAGAUCUGUAAGAAAAGGAUUAAACUCAAUAUUAUUCGGGAACUUGAUGUUUACAAGUGGGAUCCUGAGGAGUUGCCUGGGCAAUCGAUAUUGAAGACUGGGGAUAGGCAAUGGUUCUUCUUCAGUCCAAGGGAUAGGAAGUAUCCUAAUGGAGCAAGGUCAAAUAGGGCGACCAGACAGGGGUAUUGGAAAGCAACAGGGAAGGACCGCAUUGUUGUGUGCAAUUCUCGGAAUGUUGGAGUGAAGAAAACCCUAGUUUUCUACAGAGGCCGAGCGCCAAGUGGUCAACGAACUGAUUGGGUGAUGCACGAGUAUACUUUGGAUGAAGAAGAACUUAAUAGGUGCCCAAAUGUGCAGGAUUAUUAUGCGCUUUACAAGGUUUUCAAAAAAAGUGGACCUGGACCUAAGAAUGGUGAACAGUAUGGAGCACCAUUCAAGGAAGAGGACUGGGCUGAUGAUGAAAAUCCAUGUGUCAAUAGCUUGGUUACUCCAGAGAUUCCUGUUGAGCAGCAUAAUGAAGUGUCUCUUGUUGAUAAUGUUAGAGUGUCAGCUCAACUUGAGCCGCCGUUGAAUGAUUUUGAGGACAUAAUAGCUGAAGAACCUGCUCUUAAUCUACAGAACAAUGAUUUCACUUAUGUACUGCCCCAGGUUGCCAGUGAAGAAGAGGCACAAAGUACUUUAGUUGAUCCAUCUUUUAGGGGAGUUGUUUCUGAACCAGCUGGAGUGUUGACGACAAGUGGUCAGCACUACAAUAAACACAUCAGCUUUAACUUUAACCAGUCAGCUACCUCAACAUUGCAAUUGCAUGAGGCAUCUGAGGUCACAUCCGCUCCCCAGUUAAAUGAAGAGGAUUUCCUGGAAAUUGACGAUCUCAUUGGUCCAGAGCCUUCGUUCUCCAACACUGAGCAACCUGCCAAAAAAUUGCAGUUUGAUGAUUUUGAUGGAUUGAGUGAGUUUGACCUGUACUACGAUGCAGCGAUGUUUUUGCGGGACAUGGGGCCUGUUGAUCAGGAAGCAGUUUCAUGUUCAUACGUGAGUUCCUAUGGGUGUGAUAUGGUUAACCAAGCAAGCUACCAGCUGCAGCCCAAUUCAAUAACAAACCCGGUGGAUUAUCAGUUGCAGACAAAUUUGGUGGCCAACCAGGUGGAUUAUGAGCUGCAGCCACAAUUUUAUGAUGCGGAGCAGAUGAACAAUCAGCUGUGGGUGCAUGAUCAUCAAAAUAAUGCAUUAGCUACUUCAGAAUCGCAUCAUGGGAUUCUUUUCCAAGGAACAGGUGCUGUGUGUGAAUCGAGCAAUAAAUCUACUGGAGCCAAUGGAAAUCAAGGGAGCAAAGAGGGUGAUGCUGCUAAUGGUUGGUUAUCUUCUGCCUUGUGGGGUUUUGUUGAGUCCAUCCCUACUACGCCGGCAUCAGCCUCAGAGAACCCUUUGGUUAAUAAGGCUUUUGAGCGAAUGUCAAGCUUCAGCAGGAUUAGAAUGAAUGUCAAAAACAUCAAUGUUGAUGCAGGUAAUGGUGCUGCAAGUGUAAGGAGCACUGGUGGAAAUAAGGGAUUUGUUUUAUUGUCAAUUAUUGGAGUCUUGUGUGCCAUCUUGUGGGUAUUAGUCGGAGGUGCCAAAGUGCCGGGGAGAUCAAUCUCCUCGUGAUUUAUGUAAAUGAGAGUUUUGAUGUUAAAUAUUGGGGGACGCUCCUAGAAUUAAUGGAUAGGCACCAUUAAUUAUAAAAAUGGUUAGACACAUUAAUUAUAGUA
Messenger RNA from Populus nigra (black poplar), 2011 nucleotides. Its product is annotated as NAC domain-containing protein 17-like. NCBI's taxonomy places the organism in Eukaryota, Viridiplantae, Streptophyta, Magnoliopsida, Malpighiales, Salicaceae. The coding region runs from base 159 to 1907 and encodes 582 amino acids. Gene Ontology annotation, molecular function: DNA binding. The record is from RefSeq and is a predicted model, not a curated record. The transcript has 5 exons. Gene Ontology annotation, biological process: regulation of DNA-templated transcription.